Maylandia zebra (zebra mbuna) is the source of this 2105-nucleotide messenger RNA. RefSeq names its product multifunctional protein CAD. Gene Ontology annotation, biological process: 'de novo' pyrimidine nucleobase biosynthetic process; amino acid metabolic process. Gene Ontology annotation, molecular function: amino acid binding; hydrolase activity, acting on carbon-nitrogen (but not peptide) bonds, in cyclic amides; aspartate carbamoyltransferase activity. Lineage: Eukaryota; Metazoa; Chordata; Actinopteri; Cichliformes; Cichlidae. The record is from RefSeq and is a predicted model, not a curated record.
AUGGCGCUGUCCAGCCAGAUCCUGAUAAUCCGAGCUGCAAAGCAGAAGGGCAUCCAGGUCACAUGCGAGGUCGCCCCUCACCACCUCUUCCUAUGUGAGGACAAUGUGGCGCAGAUCGGCGACGGUCGAGCGCAGGUUCGACCCAUGCUGGGAACACGCGAGGACAUGGAGACACUCUGGGAAAAUCUGGACAUUAUCGACUGCUUUGCUACAGACCACGCUCCUCACUCUGUAGACGAGAAGAACAGUGAGCGUCCUCCUCCUGGUUACCCCGGUCUGGAAACAAUGCUGCCUCUGCUGCUCACCGCCGUCAGUGAUGGACGUCUGACUCUGGAUGAUAUUACCAGACGUCUUUAUGACAAUCCACGCAGGAUCUUCAACCUGCCCGUUCAGGAAAACACCUACGUGGAGGUGGACCUGGAGCAGGAGUGGGUUAUUCCUCAGGCCAUGCAGUUCACUAAGUCUAAGUGGACUCCUUUUGAAGGUAUGAAGGUGAAAGGUAAAGUCCGCCGCGUGGUCCUGCGAGGAGAGGUGGCCUACAUCGACGGCCAGGUGCUCAUGCCUCCAGGUUACGGUGAGGAUGUGAAGACUUGGCCCACUUCUUCCACCCAUCCUGCAGAACCUGUCAAAGAAACUCCAAUGACUCCUGAGCGUCAGCGUCCAACUCCACCCCGGGAUGGAGUGCGGACUCGAGCUGCGAGCCCACGACGCAUUGGUGGAGAAAGCCGCUACCUGCUGCCGUCCCGCAUCCACCGUGCCUCUGAUCCCGGCCUGCCACCAGAGAUGGUCAUGCUCCCACCAGCCGCUGCUGUUGACGGGUACAGCCAUCCUCCCCCACUGUCCAGGCUGCUGUCCCCACAGUCUGGGUCAGGACAGAUGCCUCCUGGUCAGGUGUCACACCUGCAGAUGUCUCCUCUGCUUCACCCACUGGUGGGACAGCACAUCUUGUCUGUCAGACAGUUCAGCAAGGAGCAGAUCUCACACCUGUUCAAUGUUGCUCACACUUUACGUUUGAUGGUUCAGAAGGAACGAAGCCUGGAAAUACUCAAGGGUAAAGUAAUGGCCUCCAUAUUCUAUGAGGUCAGCACUCGCACCAGCAGUUCCUUCGCAGCGGCCAUGCAGCGUUUGGGCGGCUCCGUCGUCCAUUCCAGCGAGGCCACUUCCUCCUCGCUGAAGGGAGAAUCGCUGGCGGACUCUGUCCAGAUCAUGAGUGGCUACGCUGACGUCCUCGUGCUGCGUCACCCAACACCUGGAGCUGUAGAGAGCGCGUCCCGUCAGUGCCGUAAGCCGCUGAUCAAUGCUGGCGACGGUGUCGGGGAGCAUCCCACUCAGGCCCUGUUGGACGUCUUCACCAUCAGAGAGGAGCUGGGAACGGUCAACGGCAUGACGAUAACGAUGGUUGGAGAUCUGAAACAUGGCCGAACGGUUCAUUCCCUCGCCAAACUGCUGACCCAGUACCGCAUCACUCUGCGUUACGUGGCUCCCAAAAACCUCCACAUGCCAGCAGAGAUCGUCAGCUACGUGGCCUCAAAGGGCAUCAAACAGGAGGAGUUUGACAGCAUCGAGGAGGCUCUGCCUGACACCGACGUCCUCUACAUGACGAGGAUCCAGAAGGAGAGGUUUGCAUCUGAGGAGGAGUACAAAGCCUGUUUUGGUCAGUUCGUCCUCACUCCUCACAUCAUGACUGGAGCCAAACAGAAGAUGGUGGUGAUGCACCCGCUGCCCAGAGUCAAUGAAAUCAGUGUGGAGGUGGACACAGACCCGAGGGCGGCAUAUUUCCGUCAGGCGGAGAAUGGCAUGUACAUCCGAAUGGCCCUGCUGGCCACCGUACUGGGCCGAUAACUCAGUGUGUGUCACAGGCUGGGUCUCUGACCCAGCGCUCUGAGUUCAUUUUGUAUUUGUCUCAUUUUAGAUAUGUGAUUAGUUUGUGUCAUUCCUAUUUAGCUUUAGUUAAGGAAAGGCAGUUAUUAAUUAUUGUUUCCUUGGUUUCUAUGUUUGAGUUCUUGUAUCGUUCAUCACGUGUUAGGUCUGUUAAGCUCGUGUUGUCAUGUCUAGUUUCAGUGUUUCCUGUUUUAUUUUGAAGGAGUCGUGUGUUCUUUGUUCAU